Messenger RNA from Cornus florida, 1074 nucleotides. Its product is annotated as trans-resveratrol di-O-methyltransferase-like. The record is from RefSeq and is a predicted model, not a curated record. Gene Ontology annotation, biological process: methylation. Bases 1 to 1074 code for a protein of 357 amino acids. Gene Ontology annotation, molecular function: O-methyltransferase activity; protein dimerization activity; S-adenosylmethionine-dependent methyltransferase activity. NCBI's taxonomy places the organism in Eukaryota, Viridiplantae, Streptophyta, Magnoliopsida, Cornales, Cornaceae. The transcript has 2 exons.
AUGGCUAUGACCAAUGAUGAGCUUGAUAAAGAGCUGCUUCACUCUCAAGCUCACAUAUGGCACCACAUAUUCAACUUCAUGAAGUCAAUGUCACUAAAAUGUGCAGUUCAACUUGGCAUAGCAGACAUCAUCCACCAGCAUGGCCAACCCAUGACUCUCUCUGAGCUUGUUGCAGUGCUCAAAAUCAACAAGGCCAAAACAUGGUCUGUCUAUCACCUCAUGCGCAUACUAGUUCACUCUGGCUUCUUGGUGAAGCAGAAGGUAUCCGAAAAUGACGAAGAAGAUGGUUAUCUGCUGACACCCGCUUCUCGACGACUCCUCAAGGACAAGCCAUUGAGUGUGAGACCAUUUUUGCUAGCCAUGCUUGAUCCUAUUUUUACAGAGCCAUGGCAUUAUGUUAGCCAAUGGUUCCAUAAUGACAAUCCCACACCGUUUGACACGGCUCAUGGGAAGACAAUCUUGGAGUAUGUAACCCAUGAACCAAAGCUUAACAAUUUAUUCAAUGAUGCCAUGGCUAGUGAUUCCCGAUUGGUCGCGAGUGUGGUUAUUAAAGAUUGUAAGGUGGUUUUUGAGGGGUUGAAUUCAAUAGUUGAUGUGGGGGGUGGCACAGGGACUGUCGCUAAAGCCAUCGCCGAUGGGUUCCCACAUCUGCACUGCACUGUGAUUGAUUUACCUCAUGUGGUUGCUGGCUUGCAAGGGACUAACAACUUUAACUAUGUUGGUGGUAACAUGUUUGAGGCAAUUCCUCCUGCUGAUGCUGCUCUGUUAAAGUGGGUAUUGCAUGAUUGGAGCGACGAAGAGAGCGUGAAGAUACUGAAAAAAUGCAAAGAAGCAAUUCCGAGCAAGGACAAGGGUGGAAAGGUGAUUAUCAUAGAUAUGGUGGUGAAAGAUGAGAAAGGAGAUGAUGAAUCCAUGGAAACUCAGCUCUUAUUCGACAUGCUGAUGAUGGUUGUGGCCACCGGUAGGGAGCGAAAUGAGAAAGAAUGGGCAAAACUCUUCUUUGAUGCUGGUUUCAGUGACUACAAGAUAACCCCCAUACUGGGUUUGAGGCCUCUCAUUGAGGUUUAUCCUUGA